AUGAAGUUUGGGAAAACCAUCACAAGUCAUCAAGUCCCAGAAUGGAGUCAUUAUUAUAUGAACUAUAAGGAUCUUAAGAAACAAAUCAAACUCAUCACCAAAUUACAAGAAUCAAUUUUGAAAGUUGUUGAAGAACAAGAUCCAGAAAUUGCAGAUUUACAAUUGAGUGAUUCUUUAAACAAUUCCCAAGUGAAGAGUGCAUUAGCCGGUUUUUUCUUUUCGCUGGAUCGAAACAUUGAAAAAGUUGAUGAUUUUUACAAUAAGCAAUACUCUGAAUAUGAUAGAAGGUUGAAAAAAAUCUCAUCUAUUAUCAAUUCUUUUAAUGGUCAUAUUGAAGAAUUAGAUAAUGAGGAAUUGGAAGAAAUUAUCGGUGUUUUAAUUGAAUUACGUUCCUGUUUUAGAAAUUUGAAAUGGUUUGGUGAAUUGAAUAAGCGUGGGUUUGUUAAAAUUUUAAAGAAAUUGGAUAAGAAGACUGGCACUUCUCAACAAAAUCCUUAUUUAAACGCUAGAAUAUUCCCAUUAAGUUUUGCUAAUGAAUUUGAUAUUGUUAAAGAUUUAUCUUCAAUUAAUGAUUUUUUAAACAAAUUGUCCCCACAUAUCGAAACUUUGAAUGAUACCAAAAAAAAAUCAUCAGAAAGAAGAACUAGUGGUUCAGUUACACCAGAUAAAUAUUUAAGAUUUAUUCAAAGAGAUGAUGAUGAACCAUUAAUUAAUCAAUUGAUUGUGGAAUAUCGCUCAAUUGUUUUGGUCCCUGUGAAAUUAAUGGUUUCCUUAUUAAACAAAGCUGCCUUAUCCCAAUCAACUAAAUGUAUUGCCAAACUAUUAGAAGUUAUCCCAUCAUUAGGUGAUCCAUCAGAUAUUAGUGGUAGAAACUUUUUCCAUCAUCAUAUCAUUGCUUUAGGUAAACAAGUUCAAAAAGCUGAAGAAUCAACAGAGAUUUCUUCAAAAUCUACUGAAAAUGUUUCAGCAUUAUUAGUUGGUGCUUUUGGACCAGAUGGUGUGAAUUCAAAUGAUUCACCAACUUCUUUAUUAUACAUUUUGAAGAAUUUACCACCACAUCUAAGACCAGCAUUGUUACAACGUGAUAAUUACAAAAGAACACCAUUACAUUAUGCUGCGCAGUUUGGUUUAAGAGAAAUCACAACCAUCAUUAUUGAUUUCUUAAAAUCAUGGAACGAGUGGGAUUCCACUGUUGCAAUUGAUGACCUAAGUGUUUGGGGUGAUGCAGAAAGUUUAUCUCCAUUGCAUCUAGCUGUUUUAGGUACACAUCCGAAAACUGUUGAAGUGUUGAUUGCAAAUUCAGAUAGAAAAUUAACUUCUUCAAGAUUGUUUUUACUAGCUGCUAGAUUGAACUCACCUGAGAUUUUAGGGUCAUUAUUAGGAUGUAAAGGUAUUGAAAUUGAUUUUGCUGAUCCAGAUACUCAUGAAACUGCUUUAUACAUUGCAUCUAAAUUGAAUUUUUCCAAGACUGUUGAAUUUUUAUUGAGACAAAAGGCAAAUACUGAAAUUGGUGAAAAUUCAUUCGGCUGGACCCCAAUUUUCAUUGCUGCUGUGGAGGGUCUUUAUCAGAUUGUUAUUUUGUUGAAAGAAUAUGGUGCAGAAUAUUCAUUGGAAGAUGAAAGUGGUUGGACCCCUAUGGAGCAUGCAUGCCUUAGAGGUCAUUUACAAAUAUCUGAUAAUUUAAGACCAAAGAAUUAUGAUCGUUUCCAAUUGAUUGAAAACAGUUUUAAAUCCAACAAUAGCUCAACAGGUUCAGUGGAUAAAGUUAAUAACAGUGGUAUUACAUCACCAAAUUCUUCAAUUGAUAAAUUAUCCAAGAAUCAUAAAGAAGAUAUCUACAAGGCAAUCAAACCAAAACAUUCCAAACAAACCCAACCAAUCAAAUCAUUUGGUCAUAGGUAUUUAACUGAUGAUUCUGUUAUUUUAAUCACAUUAGGAUCAAAUGAUACAAGAGAAGGUUCACAAGCUAUUAAAUUAGAUCGUGUUCCAAUUUCCAAAGUUCAUUCCACAGAAUUAGACACUGCUUUAUCAUUAGUAGUUCGUGCAAAGAGUCAAUUUGAUGAACCACCAACUGUUAUUGACUUACCAAUUGAUGAUACUCAUGAACCAAUCACAAUUAAUUCCAAUAAGGCCAAUCCAAAAGAUGAAAUCAUCUUGUUUGAUAUUGUUCCAACUUAUGGAGGUCAACAUAAACAAGUCUUGGGACGUGCAGUGGCAUUAUUAGAUAAGAUUUAUACGAACGUUGGUGAGAAUCGUUGCUCAUUGAAUAAAGUUGUCACUAUUCCAAUUAUUGAAACUGAAACAUUAGAUGUUUUAGGUACUCUAAAAUUUGAAGUUUUAAUAGUGACACCAUUCCAUCAUCCAAAUAUGAAUUUCAAUAGAGCCGAGACUUAUUGGAAAUCAUUAGUUUCCACAAGGGUUAUCGGACAUAGAGGUCUUGGUAAAAACAUUGAUGCUAAAAAAUCAUUACAAUUGGGUGAAAACACAGUGGAAUCAUUCAUUGCUGCGGCUUCAUUAGGUGCAUCAUAUGUUGAAUUUGAUGUUCAAUUAACAAAAGAUCAUAUCCCUGUUGUUUAUCAUGAUUUCUUGGUUGCGGAAUCUGGGGUUGAUAUUCCAAUGCAUGAAUUAACUUUAGAGCAAUUUUUAAAUUUAAACCAUGUUAAAGAUGAUGAUUCUAAAAGAUCAAAAGAUGAUGAUUAUUUAAUGAGACCAAGAUCCGCUUCACACUAUGUUUAUAAUGAUGGUUCAAAUGAAGGGAAUAGUAAUAGUGAUUUCCAUUUAGAUAAAAUGAGAUUAACCAAGACUUAUAAAAAUUUAAAAUUUAAAGGAAAUUCCAGAGGUUCAUCAAUUGCAUCAUCAUUUGUUACAUUGAAAGAAUUAUUCAAGAAGAUUCCUGAGAAUGUUGGUUUUAAUAUUGAAUGUAAAUAUCCAUUAUUAUAUGAAUCUCAACAUGAAGAAUUAGGAGAAAUUUCCAUUGAUUUAAAUUUUUGGAUUGAUACAGUUUUACAAAUUGUUUAUGAAUAUGGUAAAGGGCGUGAUAUCAUUUUUUCAUCAUUCCAUCCAGAAGCUUGUUUAUUAUUAUCAUUAAAACAACCAGCCAUACCAAUUUUAUUCUUGACAGAAGCUGGUACAAGUAUUAUGCCAGAUGUUAGAGCAGGGUCUUUACAAAGUGCAGUGAGAUUUGCUAAAAAAUGGAAUUUAUUAGGUAUUGUUUCAGCAGCUGAACCUAUUGUAAAAUGUCCAAGAUUAGCACAAGUUGUAAAGGCAAGUGGAUUAGUUUGUUUUACUUAUGGUGUUUUAAAUAAUGAUCCUGAUAAUGCUAGAUUACAAAUGGAAGCUGGUGUUGAUGCAGUUAUUGUUGAUAAUGUUUUAGCAGUUAGAAAAGAAUUGACUAAAACUAAUGAUAUAGUUUCUCAUGAAACAAGCCCUGAACCAUUAGGAAAUAUUGAUGCAAAAGCUGCAAAAGCUGUUAGUGUUCAAGAAUAA
Hansenula anomala is the source of this 3486-nucleotide messenger RNA. RefSeq names its product glycerophosphocholine phosphodiesterase (gene GDE1). Gene Ontology annotation, biological process: glycerophospholipid catabolic process. The record is from RefSeq and is a predicted model, not a curated record. The coding region runs from base 1 to 3486 and encodes 1161 amino acids. Gene Ontology annotation, molecular function: glycerophosphocholine phosphodiesterase activity; protein binding. NCBI's taxonomy places the organism in Eukaryota, Fungi, Ascomycota, Saccharomycetes, Phaffomycetales, Wickerhamomycetaceae. The transcript has 4 exons.